AUGACGAGUCAAGGGCGGACAAGGCCGAACUAUCCGCGGCGGCGAGCACCUGUUGCGUGCCACUUUUGUCGAUAUCGCAAGCGGAAAUGUGACUCCCAGCGUCCCUCCUGCGGUUUAUGCGCCGUGUCUGGCGUUGGCUGCGAGUACCCAGAGCUCUCAGAAGACAUCAGGCGAAACGCAACGCAAGCUACCGCAAAUUUGCCGGUAGAUGCUCUCUUGCGCCGGCUGGAUCAGCUUGAGGACAUGUUGAAACAACAAAAUGUGCAGCCGCAACAAUCUCAGCCGGCACAAGAAAGCGACGACCAGCCUCCAUCAGAGCGACCAACACCAGGCUCUCUUCAUCAAGACGGAGGAUCUCCUAGCUCACAUGGCUCGCCGCCACAACAGACACCCCCACCGGACGAUCUUGCGAGCGAGCCUACUGAUGCCCCGACCCCUGUCCUCCCCGAGUCAACCUUACCCACAGACGUUACGGGCGCUAUAAACGUCGCGGCACCGGACCCGGACCAACGCGAUCAACAUGAAGCACCAGGGGACCUGAUGAGCGAUGUUUAUGAUGAGUCCAUGCUCGACAACAUCCAAGGUUUUGUAUCAUAUCUGUCGUCCCAUGGUCCAGCUUUGGCAACGUCGAAUCCCAUCGAAAAGACAUGGUCCUCGGCCGAAGUGCCGUACCCAGUUAUCGGUCAUGGCCAGCGCUGCAUCACCUGCGGCCGAUCCGACAAUCGCUUGUUAGAUGACGCGCCCAUCACCAUCCCAAUAGGCCACCACACGUCCACGGGGAGCAUGUUUGCUCUUGAACCCGUUCGUCGUCUUAUUGGCGACUUUCCGAGGGAUUUCUUCUACCAGGUCGAGACAUGCCGGACAAGCAUCCCAGAACUUGGCUCUAGACACGAUCUGUCCCUCCUCCUUGCCUCCGUUGACUUCAUUGGCGGUGCAACAGACGGCCUCAUUUCAAGCUAUUUCAUUCAUAUCAACUCCGCAUUCCCGAUAUUGGACAGGACGUCUUUCACCGACCUCUUUCAUCGGACGCUGCGAGGCGACCAGCGCGAAGAUAUUGACGCCGCAGUCUGUCUGGUCGUCUUAGCCCUCGGGAAGUUGGCCAGUAUCGAUUCCGAGGACGCCAGCUCCACGAACCAUUCGUACGGCCUUGAAUAUUUCAUCCCUGCGUACCAGGUGUUGACCACGCAGUGGGUUACAUCCUUCGGUACCGAUCUUUGCCUACCGACAGGCCUAGUUCUAUCUGCUAUCUAUAUGUCUUGCCUCGCUCGGCCACUACUUGCUUGGAAGCUUGUGUACAUGGCAUCAAAAAAUGACACGAUCGGUCGCCUGUUCUGGGCAUGUUUUCUAUUGGAGUGUGGCAUCGAAAUUGACAUUGACCGUAUGCAGUACCCACGGCUGAGCAGCCCUGACGAAAGAGACGGACUCGUCUUCCUCGCCUUAUGCUCGGUUCGGGGCCUUCUGAAUCGCAUCCAUAAUGCAGUUUACGCGUCAGGCAGCCAGGCUCCUCUUCAACCAGAAAGCACGCCAAGCUACACCGAGAACGACAGCUCGACCGGAUCACCGUCUCUAUCCACAAUCUGCUCAUUGGAAAGGGUGUUGAAUGAACUUGCGCACCAGCUAGAGGUGUGGUAUCACUCUUUACCGGACAGCAUCAAGCCAGACCUGAGCCACAACGUGCCCACUGAUGCACACGAAGCGUCACUGCGGCUUCGCUACUGGUCGGCUAAACAUAUCAUCUCGCGUCCAUGCCUUGUAUACGUUCUGUCCGUCAGUAAGGCUGAUGAGGUCCCCACGUACGUCUACAAGUAUUCCGAGAUGUGCAUUCAGAGCUGUCGCAAUUAUAUCGAAACCGCCCUACAGGUCCUGACCAAACGCACCCCCUACGUGUGGGCAAUCUGUCAAGCUUGCUUAGCAACAUCUUUCGUGCUAGCUACGUCAUCGGAAUCACUGAUCUUGAAGCACCUAGUUCCUGAUAUCGAAGGGAUCAUCUCUCGACUCAUCGUUGCCAUGCAGCGUUGGGCGUCACCCGAUUCCAGCAUAGAGUCCAUCGUUUGCAUCCUACAAUCCAUCCAUCAGAAACAAAGGCUAGCGAAGCUCAAACGACAGCACUCGUCCACGUCGAUGGGCUGA
Diaporthe amygdali is the source of this 2130-nucleotide messenger RNA. RefSeq lists its product as uncharacterized. Gene Ontology annotation, molecular function: DNA-binding transcription factor activity, RNA polymerase II-specific; zinc ion binding; DNA binding. Gene Ontology annotation, biological process: regulation of DNA-templated transcription; DNA-templated transcription. Lineage: Eukaryota; Fungi; Ascomycota; Sordariomycetes; Diaporthales; Diaporthaceae. The coding region runs from base 1 to 2130 and encodes 709 amino acids. The record is from RefSeq and is a predicted model, not a curated record. The transcript is spliced from 6 exons.